UUUAUGCAACAAAAUUAUAGAUUUUAAAAUUCAUUGCCUGAACACAUAAGCAAAGUCUGCCCGACUUUUGGCCAAUCCCCGUGAGUGGGUAUGCGCCAAACUCAUCAGGGGCAUCAUCAUCAUCAACAUCACCGGCGGCGUAAGCGUGUCCACAAAGCGGUCGCAGAACGCGCCGUUGCCAUGGCCAGAUCGCGGCCGCUCGGGGCGCACAUCUCAGCGUCGCAUCCUCGACGUUCCUCGGAAUCGCUAGUGGGUCCCACCGCGGGAUGAAGACGCUGCAGAUAACUCCUGGAUCGAGUAUCGCGGCAACUGCGGCGGCGCUUAUCGGAAAGCGGAAGCCGUAGCAGCCGGCAUCUUCGGCGUGUUCCAUCCGAGUGGCCGUUGUUGCGGAGGGAUCCGGCGGCCGUCUACGACCAGAGGUCCAGCACUGGUGCCGCUCACUUGAGGCAGCCACGAUGAACCCGGCGCUACCACUGCUUCUCUCUGUGAUGUUCUCGAAGAACGGCCCCGCAACCGACAGGUGCGACCUGCCCUCGACGCUCGUCGACGAGAUCGACGGUUAUGGGCCCGUGGUGCGGCGCAUCCUGUCGGCCUUCGACGAUGGACCCCAGUCCGGCGCCACGUACCGGGCUCUGGCCGAGUUCGCCGAUCGGUUCGGCCACCGCCUGGUCGGGUCGGAGAGCCUCGAGGCCGCCAUCGACAACAUAGUGGCGUCACUGCGGGCCGCCGGCCUGGACCGCGUCGAAACGGAGCCCGUGGACACGCCAGUGUGGCAGCGUGGUCGCGAGCUGGCGCAACUGGUCGAGCCCCGGCCCGUACCCCUCGACGUGCUCGGCCUGGGCGGCUCGGUGGCCACGCCUCCAGGGGGCCUCACGGCUCCCGUGCUGGCGGUGCGCUCCUUCGAGGAACUCGAUAGUCGCCGCGCCGAGGUGAACGGCACCAUCGUGCUGUUCAAUCCAGAGUGGACCGACUACUGGCGGUACGUGCCGUACCGCACCAAGGGGCCUUCCUACGCAGCCAGAUACGGCGCCGUGGCGGCUCUGGUGCGCUCGGCGACCCCGGCCUCGCUGUACACGCCGCACACGGGAAUGCUGAAGUACCUGCCCGACCACCCGAAGAUCCCCGCCGCCGCAGUCACUGUCGAGGACGCCGAAUUGCUGACAAGGCUCGUGGAACGCGGUUCCAACGUUGUCGUGCACCUGGAGAUGAGCAACAACCACACGCAGGGCGUCUCCAGAAACAUUGUUGCCGACAUCACGGGCUCAGUCUUUCCGGAGCAGUACGUGAUCGUGGGCGCGCACACGGACAGCUGGGACGUGGGCCAGGGCGUGGUGGACGACGCGGGUGGCGUGUUCAUCUGCAUGGCAGCGAUGGCGCAGCUGCGCCGCAUGCAGCUGCGACCACGGCGCACGCUGCGCCUGGUGCUGUGGACGGCGGAGGAGGUCGGCAUGCAUGGGGCCAUCGAGUUCGUUCGCCGGCACCGGGACGAGAUGGACGCCGUGUCGCUGGCGCUCGAGUCGGACAUCGGCACGUUUGCGCCCGUCGGGCUCACCACGAGCGGCGGCGACAACACGACCGCUUGCAUCCUGCGCCGGCUGCUGACCCUGACCGCGCCCGUGGGCGCUACGCGGCUCGAGCCCAGCCGCGGCCGCGGCUCCGACGUCAGCAAGCUGGAAGAGCUUGGCGUGCCGGUUUCCGUGCUUUUGACGCGUAACGAGCGGUACUUCCACUACCACCACACGCGCGCCGACACCGUGAGCGCCAUCAGCAGCCGCGACCUGGACCUGUGCGCGGCCUUUUUGACGGCCGUGGCUUACGCGGUGGCUGACCUGCGAGACAUGCUGCCCCGAGGUCAUUGAUCCCCGCACCGCCGGGAGAGACUCGAUGCGUGCGCUAUCUCUGACACUUGCCGUGGCAUGGACACACUUUGCGAGGAUGAACGCAGCAAUGUACAGCGGCUCCUGUCGGCGGAGCUGGGAACAGGCUUAUAGUUAGACUGGCAGCUGUCACUGACACUCGCUGGUUGCAUCCUUUGCGCGCAGGUCUGCAAGUGCGUUUCUGUAUCCUCUGUGCGAAUGCUGUUUCUUUUUUGCUUCCCUUCUAUCGUCAACUUCCUUUUUCUAUCCCCUCCUUCUAAAGAGUAGGCAGGCUUUGUGCCCCUCUCAGUGGCCUGUUGCCAGCAUGCUUCUUCCCUAUUUCCCUCUCUGCUUUGUAUGCGUUUUCAUAUCAGACAAUAAGGCUUACGUUCUUGCCUUGCAUGUGAACGUUUGAAUGUGAGAAAAAUAAAGUAUACAAAGCGCCCGCUUUGUAUAGGCGGGCACUUCUCCUGGUA
This is a messenger RNA of Dermacentor andersoni, 2332 nucleotides long. Its product is annotated as carboxypeptidase Q-like. Gene Ontology annotation, molecular function: metallodipeptidase activity. Lineage: Eukaryota; Metazoa; Arthropoda; Arachnida; Ixodida; Ixodidae. The record is from RefSeq and is a predicted model, not a curated record. Gene Ontology annotation, biological process: proteolysis; peptide catabolic process.